AUGGCGCAGUGGAAAAAUAAUGGUAACUUGAGUGCGAUGACACCUAGAGUUGCGAAGGUGAGUUGGAGCGUAAAGCCUUACCGUGUUCCAAAAGGAAGUAUACAUGUCUCUCCUUCAUGGAUAUUCUCCACAGGGGAGAACUCAGAUCCAGCCAUUACUAUAAAAGCUAUUGGGCAUCAAUGGUACCUCAAAUAUUCAUUCUACCACAGAAAAAAAGGCUGGAGUCCUCGGAUACACGUGGAAACACAGUUCAUUUUCCCAUUGAUAGACCUUGAAGGCAUCGACGAGGACCCAAUCAAACACAAAGAGAUUGUGGACGAAGUUCGAGAUGCAUCAGAGACGUGGGGUUUCUUCCAAGUGGUUAAAAAUGGGAUUCCAACAUCCGUCUGGGAAGAAAUGCUGCAAGGAACACGAGAGUUUUUUGAACAAGAUGUUGAGGCUAAGAAACAGUACUACACUCGAGAUACUACGAAAAGGGUGAUUGAUACUAGCAAUUUUGAUUUGUAUAGCCCUUCUGUUCCAGCUGCAAAUUGGGGAGACACACUUUUCUGUUUAAUGGCUCCUGAUCCUCCCAGUCCAAAAGAAUUGCCAACAGCAUGCGGAAGGUCUUGGUCUCAAUCGUUGCCAUCUCAAGGAUAUGGAUUGCGCGGAGGGGCUAGGUAUUUUGGGACAUUACUAUCCAGCAUUCCCCAGCCAGAACUCGAGAUAGGCACCAACAAACAUUCUGACAAUGAUUUUAUCACAGUGCUUCUACAAGAUCCUAUAGGAGGACUUCAAGUGCUUCACCAGAAUCAAUGGGUUAAUGUUCCUCCUACACCUGCAGGCUACUUAUAUCAAAUGACAAGUACACAAAUGUUGAGCACCGAGUAUUGGCAAAUAAAGCGGGACCAACAAUAUCAGUUGUAUGCUUCAUCUACACAGCUUUUAUCAGACAACUCAAGCGCUAUAAAAUAUCCUAAUGCACUAAUGAUUAGACUUGCUUCAAAACUGGUUAAAGUUGCAAAAGAAGAACAGGGGUGA
Molecule: messenger RNA, 1020 nt
Organism: Solanum verrucosum
Lineage: Eukaryota; Viridiplantae; Streptophyta; Magnoliopsida; Solanales; Solanaceae
Product: 1-aminocyclopropane-1-carboxylate oxidase homolog
Exons: 5
Coding region: 1-1020 (339 amino acids)
Source: RefSeq, a predicted model, not a curated record